AAAAUAUAAUUAAAUAUGUGAAGGAGAAUAAAUCUAAUCUAUAUAUUUGUGUGGAUUAGAUUACGUACGUAAGGUCCAAGAUACAAAUAUCUCAAAGCAAAGUCUUUUGCUUCCUUCCUCACAAGUCUGUCUCAUCACAAUUUGGUUGCUUUGCUUGAUUUUUGUCAUCUGCUUUUUCUCAACUGAUCAUCACGAAUCAUGGCUGAAGCUGUUCUCACUGUUGUCCUUGACAAUCUCAGCUCACUCAUCCAAAAGCAAGUUGGAUCUGUUUUGGGUGUGGAGAAAGAGAUGGAGAAGAUGCGUAGCAUGCUCUCAACCAUUUCUGCUGUGCUUGAAGAUGCUGAGGAGAGACAAUCAACUAAUCGUGCUAUCAAGGAUUGGCUGCAAAAGUUGGAGGAUGUUUCUCUUGAGUUGGAGGAUGUUUUGGAUGACUGUGAAGCUGAGGCCUUUCGAUUGGAGGAGGGUCUUGCACAAGACUAUUCAUGGAUCCGAAAGGUACAAUCUUCUUUAUCUUGUUUGAGUCCUAAACAUCUUUACUUUCGUCAUAAUAUUGCUAAAAAGAUGAAAGAGAUUGAGGAUAGAUUAGAUCAGAUCGGGAAAGAACGAUCCAUUUUUCAGCUGCAAGAGAUUGAUGUUGUGGAGAGAAGAAAUCGGGUUAGAGAAAGUCGUCAGAGUAUUGGUUCUAUUAUUACUCAGCCACAUGUGUAUGGGAGAGAAGAGGACAAGGAGAGAGUUGUUGGGUUUCUUGUUAAUGAUGCCAUCAACUGCAAUGGUACUUCUGUUUACUGUAUUGUUGGUUUAGGGGGCAUGGGAAAGACAACUCUUGCUCAAUUGGUCUUCAAUGAUGAAAGAGUCAGUAUUCAUUUUGAGCUGAAGAUGUGGGUUUGUGUUUCUGAAGACUUUGAUGUGCGUAGAUUGAUCAAAGCUAUCAUAGAAUCUGGAACUGGAUGUGCUUGUGAAGCAAUGGAGAUGGAUCCUUUACAGAAACGACUUCGGGACAUGCUUCAAAGAAAGAGGUUCUUGAUUGUUUUGGACGAUGUGUGGAAUGAGAAACAUGAUGAAUGGGACAAGUUGAAAUAUGUGUUGGAAUGUGGAUCAAAAGGUGCUUCGGUAGUUGUCACUACUCGUUUGAAAAAUGUUGCAUCCAUUAUGGGAACAACACCAAUGCAUCACUACUUGACUGGUUUAUCAGACGAUGAUUGUUGGUCAUUAUUCAAGCAACGUGCAUUUUGUAACCGCAGAGAAGAGCGCCCGAACCUUGUCGAAAUUGGAAAAGAGAUAGUGAAGAAGUGCAAAGGAGUUCCAUUAGCAGCAAAAGCUUUAGGAGGCUUAAUGCAUUCCAAAAGUGAAGAAGAGGAGGUGUGGCUUUCUGUUAUGCGUAGUGAGCUUUGGAAUUUACCAGAGGAUAAAGCUCCCAUCUUGCCUGCUUUGAAGUUAAGCUACCGUCAUCUUUCAGUAGAGCAGAGACGUUGCUUCUCUUAUUGUGCUAUAUUUCCAAAGGAUCAUAAAAUAAGAAAGACACUACUAAUUCACCUUUGGAUGGCAAACGGGUUGAUUUCUUCAAAGUCAGAACUUGAGGUGGAAGAUGUUGGAAAUGAGAUGAUUAAUGAUUUAUGUUGGAGAUCAUUUUUCCUAGAUAUGGAGAAAGGUCCAUUUGACAGAACGUAUUUUAAGAUGCAUGAUUUGGUUCAUGAUCUAGCUCAAUCUAUAAUGGGUGACAAAUGCCGUAAUGUGGAGGCUGAUAAUCGUACCAUUCACUUGCAAAAAAGAGUUCGUCACUUGACGUUAAGUGGACGGGGGCAAAUUCCUAACAUAGCAAGUACUGAAUCCUUAAAGACAUUCUUCUCAUCAUCAAAUAAUUCAGAUCCCAGUGAUAUUAAAUUAAAUUUUCGCUCAUUACGGGCUUUCGAAAACAAUGAGAAACAUAUUUGUAGAAUAUCCAUGUCAUCAUUAGUCAAUAAUUCCCAACAUCUUCGCUAUUUGAAUCUCUCAAGAAGUGAUGUUAAAGUCCUUCCCGAUUCCAUUUGUUUGCUACACCAUUUGUUGACUUUAGACCUAAGCUAUUGUGAUGAACUUCGUAAGCUACCCAAACACAUGAUUCGCUUGAAAGGUCUCCGCCAUCUUUACAUUCAAGGCUGUAGCAGAUUAUCACACCUACCUCCAAACAUUGGUAAGCUAAGUUGCUUAAAGACUUUGUCACGUUUCAUUGUGGAUAAGAGAAAAGGUUGUCAAUUGGAUGAAUUGAAAGACCUGAACAUAGGAGGUGAUCUAGAGAUCAACAACUUAGAAAAUGUGAUCAUGAGUCCAAUUGAAGCUAGAUUUGCUAAUCUAUCAGAAAAAACAAACCUCAAAAAUCUGAGUUUGUCUUGGAAUAACAAUGAAGACAUAUCUGAAGAGAAUGCAAAAGACGUACUCGAAGCUCUUGCUCCUCCCACGAGUUUGAAAUUGUUGGAGAUUGUCAAUUACAAGGGUGCCAUUUCCCGUCUUGGUUCCGUGAUGACAUCCUUGGAAGUGUUGUUUACAUCAAUCUGUCUAAUGGUCGUAAAUGUAGAGAGCUUCCUCUUUUUGGGAAACUAACAUCUCUUCGACACCUUAAAAUAUAUGAAAUGUACUUAGUGAAGUACAUUGACAAUCCUGGAGACCUAAGAAGUAGCUUUGGAUGUUUACAAAGUCUUGAGAUUAGGGAUUUACCAAAUUUGGAAGGAUUUUCAAGGCAUGAAGUUGGAAAUGAAAUGUUCCCAUGCUUGUCUUCAUUGUAUGUGGAUAAAUGCCCAAAAUUGAGGUUACCUAAACUAGGAUCAGUUAAGUCUCUGAGGGUGUAUGGUGUUAGCCAACAGUUAGUAGAAUCCAUCUCUAAUCUCUGUGGUCUUAAUGAGCUUGAGAUGAGUCGUUGUGAUUUGACUUCCCUUCCCCAAAAUAUGCUACAUAAUCUCACUAGUCUACAACAACUUACAAUUCGGGAUUUUUGGCGGAUUCAGGAGUUGCCGUCUGACUUCCUCAAUGGCCUUAUUGCGCUACAGUCCUUAGAAAUCAGAUAUUGUUUUAAACUCAAGUGCCUACCAGAGGGAAUGUUCGAACAUUGUUCAUUACGGAGAAUUGGCAUCGAUAAUUGUCCAGCACUUGAAGAAGGCUUUCCAAGUGGUCCUAAUCAACUCAUAUCUCUCCAACACCUAUCUAUAACUUCUCAAAGGUUGCCUGUGCUGCCCGAGGGCUUGCAGCACCUCUCCUCACUUGAAUAUUUGGAAAUAUCAUAUAUCUCAGAGCUUGCGUCGUUGCCUGAUUGGCUUGGAAAUCUUACAACUCUUAAAGAGUUAGCGAUCUUAUAUUGUCGGGAUUUGGAAUGUAUUCCUAUGAGCAUGCAAAGGCUGACCAACCUAAAGAAAUUGCGUAUUUGGAAGUGCCCAAAACUGGAGCAGAGAUGCGAGAAGGAAGUCGGGGAGGAUUGGCACAAGAUAUCUCAUAUUCCACAUGUGGAUAUUUGGAGAUGAGGGAGAAGGAAGAUGAAGAUCUAGAAAAUGAAAGAAUGUUUCAAUUUGUCUACUUCCGUUGCAACUAAUUAAGGUGGGAUGAUAUGUUGGCAGCAGAGAAAUGUGGCAGCUGAGAAUGCCGUACUCAUUCAUUGGCUUCUAUAAGGGGAUCAGCAAAUAAUGUGUGCUCGUUCAUUGGUGGGAUGAUAUGUUAAGCAUUUAAAUGCAAAGUUUUGGGUAUUUUUGAAAGGCUAGUGCAGUGUCAGUGUGUUGUGUUUGGGUAUUUUGGCUCUUGUUUUCCUCAUUCUUUAUAGUUGGUGUUUGUAUGAGGACAAAUUAAUAUUGUAUUUGUUUUGGAAAGACUACUCUUACUCAAUAGUACUCAUAAUGUAUUUAUUUAAUUAGCUUCUAUAAUAUAAAGCAAAGCUGCAUUUAUAUA
Messenger RNA from Cannabis sativa, 3906 nucleotides. RefSeq names its product putative disease resistance protein RGA3. Lineage: Eukaryota; Viridiplantae; Streptophyta; Magnoliopsida; Rosales; Cannabaceae. Gene Ontology annotation, biological process: defense response to other organism. The record is from RefSeq and is a predicted model, not a curated record. Gene Ontology annotation, molecular function: ADP binding. The transcript has 2 exons. Bases 199 to 2577 code for a protein of 792 amino acids.